Molecule: messenger RNA, 609 nt
Organism: Microthlaspi erraticum
Lineage: Eukaryota; Viridiplantae; Streptophyta; Magnoliopsida; Brassicales; Brassicaceae
Source: the annotation of a GenBank genome assembly
AUGUUUCAGGUUACCAGCACGGCGGUUCCGGCGAUGCCUAUGAUGGCGCCAUCGCCGAAUCUACUCCGUCUGCCGGCAAUGUUCCCCUAUGCGUGGAGGCAACCGCUUAUCUUACCUCUCCGGAGGGAGAGCGCAAAAACCUUCAAGCCUCUCGCAUUUCUCGAUCUCAAAGGCGGCAAAGGAAUGAGUGAGUUCCAUGAGGUUGAGCUCAAAGUUCGUGACUAUGAAUUGGAUCAGUUCGGUGUUGUGAACAAUGCUGUUUACGCAAACUACUGUCAACACGGUCGACACGAGUUUCUGGAGAGUAUUGGUAUCAACUGCGACGAAGUAGCCCGUUCCGGUGAAGCCUUAGCUCUUUCAGAGUUAACUAUGAAGUUCCUCGCACCUUUACGUAGUGGAGACAAGUUUGUGGUGAAAGCGAGGAUAUCAGGAACAUCAGCAGCUCGUAUUUACUUCGAUCAUUUCAUCUUUAAACUCCCAAAUCAAGAGCCUAUUUUGGAGGCAAAAGGAACAGCUGUGUGGCUAGACAAGAAGUAUCGUCCUGUUCGUAUCCCAUCUCACAUACGCUCUAAAUUUGUUCUGUUCCAACGCCAAGACGACACCGUUUGA